AUGGCAUCUAGCACCUCACUGACUAGUACAGAAAUGGUAACUGAAGCUUCUACUUACCUGUUUCAUGCCACCCAACAAAGAGCUUAUUUCAGGAAUGUAAGCAUUUUAAUUCCAAUGACCUGGAAGUCAAAAUCUGAGUACUUAAUGCCAAAACAAGAAUCAUAUGACCAGGCAGAUGUCAUAAUUGCUAAUCCUUAUCUGAAAUAUGGAGAUGAUCCCUAUACACUUCAAUAUGGACAAUGUGGAGAAAAAGGACAAUAUAUACAUUUUACCCCAAACUUCUUGUUGACUAAUAAUUUGCCUAUGUAUGGGCCUCGAGGCAGAGUAUUUGUUCAUGAGUGGGCCCAUCUCCGGUGGGGAGUAUUUGAUGAGUAUAACAUGGACCGGCCAUUCUAUAUUUCCGGAAAGAACACUAUUGAAGCAACAAGAUGUUCCACUCAUAUUACUGGUACUAAUGUGGUUUUCAAGGAAUGCAGUGGGGGCAGCUGUAUAACAAGGCCAUGCCGACGUGACUCACAGACAGGGCUGUAUGAAGCAAAAUGUACAUUUAUCCCAGACAAGUCCCAGACUGCAAAGGAAUCCAUAAUGUUUAUGCAAAAUCUAGAUUCUGUAAGUAACUUCUAUCUCAAGAUUCUCAAGAGUUUACCUGAAAGGAUUAGAAGUGAUAAUAUUCAAGCUUUGAAAACGUACAAGACCACUGUAAUUACCCAGAGUAACCAGAGUACUUCCGGUUCUGAAAUCAUAUUACUAACAGAUGGGGAAGACAGUCAAAUAAGCUCAUGCUUUGAGGAGGUAAAACAAAGUGGUGCAAUCAUCCACACCAUUGCUCUGGGACCUUCUGCUGCCAAAGAACUAGAGACUCUGUCAAAUAUGACAGGAGGACAUCAGUUUUUUGCCAAUAAAGACAUAAAUGGCCUUAUUGAUGCUUUCAGCAGAAUUUCAUCUAGAAGCGGCAACAUCUCUCAGCAAGCUCUUCAGUUGGAAAGUAGAUCCUUGAAUAUUACAGGGAAGAAAUGGAUAAAUGGUACAGUGCCUGUGGAUAAUACAGUUGGAAAUGACACUUUCUUUGUUGUCACAUGGACAAUACGAAAGCCAGAAAUUCUUCUUCAAGAUCCAAAAGGAAAAAAGUAUGAUACCUCAGAUUUUGAAGAAGAUAAACUAAAUAUUCGAUCUGCCCGUCUUCAGAUACCAGGUAUCGCAGAGACAGGCACUUGGAUUUACAGCCUUCUAAAUAAGCAUGCCAAAUCUCAAUUGCUAACAGUGACAAUGACCACUCGAGCAAGAAGCCCUGUCACAGUCCCAGUGAUUACGACUGCUCAUAUGAGUCAAAAUACAGCUCAUUACCCUAGCCCAAUGAUUGUUUAUGCACGAGUCAGUCAAGGAUUUUUGCCUGUUCUGGGAAUCAGUGUAACAGCCAUUAUAGAAACUGAAGAUGGACAUCAAGUAACAUUGGAGCUCUGGGACAAUGGUGCAGGUGCUGAUACUGUCAAGAAUGAUGGCAUCUACUCAAGGUAUUUUACAGAGUACCAUGGAAAUGGUAGAUACAGUUUAAAAGUACAUGCUCAGGCAAGGAAAAACGCAGCUAGGCUAAGUUUAAGACAACGACAGAACAAAGCUCUGUAUAUACCAGGCUAUGUUGAAAAUGGUAAAAUUAUACUGAACCCACCCAGACCUGAAGUCAAAGAUGACAUGGCGGAAGCUCAAGUAGACUACUUCAGUAGAGUAAGCUCUGGAGGGUCAUUUACUGUAUCAGGAGCACCUCCUAAUGGUAAUCAUACUCAUAUGUUCCCACCUAGCAAAAUUAGAGACCUUGAGGCUAAGUUUAAAAGCGAUCAUAUUCAACUUUCAUGGACCGCCCCUGGCAAGGUCCUCGAUAAAGGAAAAGCUGACAGAUACAUUAUAAGAACAAGUAAGGAUUUUCUGGACCUCAAAGAAGAUUUUGAUAAUGCUGCUUUAAUAAAUAGUUCUGGUCUGAUACCUAAGGCAGCUGGCUCAAGAGAGAAUUUUGAAUUUAAACCAGAACCUUCUAAAAGAGAAAAUGGCACCAAAUUCUAUAUUGCAAUUCAAGCCAUCGGUGAAGACAAUCUCACCUCAGAGGUUUCUAACAUUGCACUAGCAACUAAGUUUAUUCCUCCACAGAAACCCAGUGUGCCUGCUCUGGGUACCAAUAUUUCUGCAAUCAGUUUAGCAGUUUUGGGAUUAGCUGUUAUUUUAUCUAUAUUUUAA
Molecule: messenger RNA, 2226 nt
Organism: Propithecus coquereli (Coquerel's sifaka)
Lineage: Eukaryota; Metazoa; Chordata; Mammalia; Primates; Indriidae
Product: epithelial chloride channel protein-like
Exons: 13
Coding region: 1-2226 (741 amino acids)
Source: RefSeq, a predicted model, not a curated record